UUCCUAUCACCGUGUUCACGUGCGAGUGUUAGCGAGUCUCUAACAACGUAAGUGCUACAAUUUCAUCUUUAGUCCAAUUUUGGUUUCACAUUGAAGCAAACCAAAAAAUAAAUCACAUUUAACAAAGAAACCUGUCUGAUAUUUGCGGAACGUCGGACCAAAUUUCCUUCGUUCUUGAAAUCAUGGCUGUUGCCAACCUCUAGUCUGGGUGGAUGAAAUUUUAUUUGACACUUCCCAUCAAUUGGGAGUAGAGACAAAAACUUGGAAAUAGUUGUUUCCAUAGCAACGUGUGAACAUGACAGAAACGGUCAUCCAAGGCACCGAGAUGAUUGGUCCGGUUAUAGAGCAAGAAGCCGAAGAGAACCUGGUUAUAGGCGAACCUGCACACGUGCAACCAGAACCAGCAGAGUCCCAAAGUGUUGACAUUUACAUAAACAAUGUAGUCUGCUGUUUUAGUACUCGAUGUCACCUGGAUUUAAGAAGAAUUGGCAUGGAAGGUAUCAAUGUUGAGUACAGGCGAGAUGCUGGGGUCACAAUGAGGAUCAGAAAGCCAUAUUCUACGUCUACAAUCUGGUCAUCAGGGAAAAUUACAUGUGCAGGGGCAACCAGAUCUUCCUCCAAUCUUAUCCCCAGUGGACAUACCAGACGAUACCAUUGGUCAGAAAUCGGCAAAUUCACCUCAUCAUUCAGCAGUGUUCAAUUUCUCACUGACGAAUUGGAAAACAGAACUCAGAAAUCAGUUCAGGUGUGGAACGAAUUAUUUUAUGACGAGGACAAAAUAGCAUAUGUUUGUUACAUACCAUCUAAGGUCUCUGGGCAUCAAGAUACAGCAACACCACCAAGACCUCAAAGUCAAUUUUAUGAUAUUGAUGAACUGGAAGAUUUAGUAGUCUUGGAAGAAGAGAAGAAUAAACUUAAAACACAAAGGGAAGGAAUUGCGUCAACUAUAAAAAAAAAAUUGUCUUUGCCAAGACCAUUGAAUGACCCUGAACCAUCACAGAUUCAAUUGAGUUUACUGAGAGAAGAAUUAGAUGAUGUUGAAACUGAGAUGAAAGCAUGUAAAGAAGUGAUUACAUUGUUACAUAAUCAGUUAGCAGCAACGCAGCUAGAAAAAGCAUCAUGUGAUGAUUAUCUCAAGUGCAAGUCGGAUAAAGAGAGAGUUUCAUUGCUACAAAGGAAAGACAAGCAGCUAAUUCAACUACAGCAGAUAUUGGAUGAAUUCCGCAGUGAACGAGAUAAUUUACAAGAACAGAUCAGAUACUGUAAAACAGAAAUUGUAUCAUUGAAAGAGCAAUGUACAAUGUAUACUGAUAUGCUGCAAGCAAAAGAUGAAAUAAUUGUCUCAUUAACCAAUCAGAUUUUUGACCUUGAUAAAAAUGCAGGUGAAGAAGGUAGAUCUAGUGGCCACAUACCAAUGAAUAGCAGUACAAACACGGUUGUAAAAACUGUGGAAAAUGCACAAGAACUUGAAAAAUUGAAG
Messenger RNA from Saccoglossus kowalevskii, 1480 nucleotides. Its product is annotated as TBC1 domain family member 2B-like. The record is from RefSeq and is a predicted model, not a curated record. NCBI's taxonomy places the organism in Eukaryota, Metazoa, Hemichordata, Enteropneusta, Harrimaniidae. Gene Ontology annotation, molecular function: small GTPase binding; GTPase activator activity. Gene Ontology annotation, biological process: regulation of GTPase activity.